UCUGCCGAAUUCCUUGAGAAAUUUUUGGGGCCGCUUACUUAAAGGCGACUGUCCGAGAGGGAAAAAACAACAGUUGUUUUCCCAACUUCAAGAGAUAAAGACAUCGCAUUUAGUGUUCUCGAUUUACAUCAACAGUUUACAAUCAUGAGCGCCAAGAUGAUAAUGUUGCUGAUUGUAGCGUCGGUUAUGGUAAGCUGCUCCUUUGCCGCACCUCAGCUCGGUGGAAGACUGAUUGGACUUCGCCGACCAUUAGGAGGUGGAUUCGGAGGACGACCUGGAUUCAACCAAGGAUUCAACCAGUUUGGAAACCAAGGAUUCAAUCAAGGAUUUCAACCUGGAUUCGGAGGAGGUAGCGCCGCAGGAUUGGGCAGCGGUUCAGUGAUCGGUAACCAAGCCAUCGGUACAGGCACUGGUAUCGCUAAUCCAGGACCAGGUGGAUUCGGUAUUGGUCUUGGUAUUGGUGCAGCUGUUGCAACUCCCAUUGGUAAUUUUGCGGUCGGAGACGGACAGAGUAUCUCCGUUGGAAAAUAAACUGGAACCAUAAUUGAAAUUUGAUUGACUAACCAUUAGAAGACCCGGAUUCAUCCGCGCAGGAUCUUGCAAAACUGAUAAUAUUUCUCUUGUCUGUAAAUACGCAAUUCGCCAAUUUUCCUAGCCAGGAUGAUUGACGUUCGCUUACAAAACGCUGUUAUGUAAACUAUAACAGAUAAUAUUUCUCUAAAGUAAAAUAAAAUGAAUUUGAAUCAA
Daphnia carinata is the source of this 747-nucleotide messenger RNA. RefSeq lists its product as uncharacterized. The record is from RefSeq and is a predicted model, not a curated record. Bases 145 to 531 code for a protein of 128 amino acids. Lineage: Eukaryota; Metazoa; Arthropoda; Branchiopoda; Diplostraca; Daphniidae. The transcript has 5 exons.